AUGUCAGCUAUGCCUCCGAGCCUCAUCGUACCCGAAGAAGAUACACUCAAUGAACUCUACGAGACUGUUUUGCGAGGAUUCCUACCAAGUCCAUCUCCAUCUACAGAGUCUACCUACUCGCGAGGAGCAUACUCCGCUUACCCAGAAUCCGCGAUAGACGCCGAGAGCCCUGUUGCAGAGGCAAGCAGCUCGACACGCCACCCAUUCGCAAAUACUCCACCUUCACUAUCUAGAUCGACUUCUGCACAAGCAGCACCUCUUCCAAACGGGAUAUCCUCAUCACCAGCUCCUGCACGACGACGACCCCUGCCUCCGACACCUUCUUCAUCAUCACGCACACCAUUACAGCCGCCACAAUUACAACCUCCCCCAACCUUGCGCCCUGGACCAUCAAGCCACGACUCACCCCGUACACAGCAAAGACCUCUUAGUCGCAAGUUAUCUCGAAACUAUUCCCAACAAAACCCCCCUCAAGUAGUUGCCCCCGAGAUCACGGAUGAGGAUGGAGCCGGUCCUUCAAAUACAGAGAAUGAAGCAGAAGUACCUACGUCUCCGACCACUGAAUACCCUGAUCAUUUUGGCGCAUUUCUGCCCAGCUACUAUCUAAGUGCCCAUGAAGACCCCAAUGCGUCGGCCUCUUUGGCAUUUGCGCCACCUGUUGGAGGCGAUUACACCGAACCGCCGCCUCCCCAAACGUAUGAAGAGUCUGUUAUCAGCGACGGAACAUCAAUACACCAACGUUAUCAUAGGGUGGAAUCAGGAGAACGGUGGAAUUCGGGACUUGAAGCUUCGACUGUCUUAAGUGGUGAAUACCCUAUGUUGCAGCGGCCUCGUUCAGAUGCAUCUGAAUUUCCCCGAAACAUAUACGAAGAGCCACAGGAAGAGCCGCCUCAACCGUAUCAACCAGACCCCCCAGAAUGGAGCCGAAAUUUGCGGCACAGCAAUGAUGUGGUAGAUAUAGGCCCCAACCCUGUACGCGGAAAUACGGUCGACUCGUAUAGUUCGAUGUGGGAGGCGGGCGAGCAAGGUGACUUGGAUCGACGCAACACGAAUGUAAUUCGCCUUAUCGCGAAUUUCGAAUCGAGAAUGCAUCUGGAGCUACACGAAGAGGAGGAAGAGGACCCAUACGAAGUCGAUGAGAGGCGAUUCGUGAACAUGGCUUUGCUCUCCAACCUUGCUGUCCAAUUACGCGACAAGGUCCCCCGAGGGACCCACGUCAAGGGCAGCAUCCCGUACCCGAGAGCAUUUACCGGCAAGGACAUUGUCUCAACGCUCCAUUCGAUCAUUCAACGCGAGCUCCUGAUAGAUUCAGGCAUCCCGAAUGCAGACCGACGAGCUGCACUCCUCGUCGCGCGGAGUCUUCAUGGUGCUCUAUUUUUCUACGAAGUCGAAUGGGGUGCGCGGGUGCUUCAAGACGGUGUGGAGGACGUCUAUAUGUUCCUGGAUGACCAGGAAGGUGGUUCAGAGGCGCCAAUAGAGCGAGCGGAGCUACCCACCGGUAUUGUGACAGUAUUAACCAAGUGCUACUCGGCGAGCUGUGAUGGACCUGGGUGUUAUGCCUAUAGUUGUCCGAGAAGGGGAUUGCAACAAUUGCCAAGCAUAUCUGAAACUCCUGUUGGCGCGAAGCGAGAGGAGUGGACGAAAAAAGUACCACAACAGGUGUUGGCGUCGUUAUCUGAGAGUGAAAUCAACCGGCAGACAAUUAUCCACAAGCUGAUCAGCAAAGAGCAGCAAUACAUCCAAGACCUCGACAUUCUCGAGGCGGUGUUCAUCAAUCCUCUACGUCUGGCCAAUCCGCCAGUCAUGACGCCUCUUAUUCUGGAAGAGUUCAUCGAGGAAGUGUUUGGUAACAUCCUUGAGCUGCGCGAAUGCAAUCGUCGCCUUCUGGACGUCAUGUACGUGCGGCAACGCGAACAAUAUCCUGUUAUCCAAAGCGUUGGAGAUAUAUUUCUUGGCGCAGCCACCGAGUUCAGGACGUAUUAUCCUGACUAUGUAGGACACCACCCCUUAGCGGAGAAGCGAAUGAAGGAGGAGUUGGAGCAUAAUCCCGAGUUUAGGCUUUUCAUUGAGAAAUGUUCCCGCGAACUCUCCUCGCGUUCAGGUGCAAAUGGGACACCCCGCCUAGACCUCAAGCAUUACCUCAACCGACCUGCUGAGCACCUACAGAAAUACCCUGUCCUUCUCGAUGCAGUAUACCGCGAAACGCAGCCAAGCAACCCAGAUGGUGACUAUCUUGCUGAAGCCAUCGCCGCGAUCCAGAACCUGCAGGACGUGGCAAGGUUGAGAACGUUCCAAUCGGCGAUGGGUAAGGGUAGCACAGCGAAAUGCGAGUGGCACGAUCUCCUUUCGCCAGAUAUGAGGCAAAUGUUCACAGAGGAAGAGAGCAAACGGCAGUCGGUCAUUUUUGAAUUGAUCAAAGGCGAGAUGGCUUAUGUUCGCGAUUUGGAGAACAUAGAAACUAUGUAUGUCCGACCGUUGAGGAACGCGGAGCCGCCUAUUAUCCCUUCAGAUCGACUUGAACAAUUCCUCAUGGAUGUUUUCCAUAACUACCACGAACUCUAUGGACAUCAUCGGCGGCUUGUCGACAACCUACAUGAGAUCCAGCGCGAAGAGCAUCCACGGAUUCGAAGUAUUACUGCUGCAGUCUUCGACGCUGUGCUCAACUUCCGCGAGUCAUACAUGGAGUACAUCCCCAAUUACCCCAUUGCAGCUUACAGGAUCGACGACGAGAUGGCGAACAAUGAGGGAUUCCGCCAGUUUGUAAACCAUACCACCCGCCAUCCAGAUGCACAUCGCCUGGACAUGAAGAACUUCAUCAACCGUCCUAUACCAAGGCUGCUACGCUACGAACUUCUCCUCAAAUCCAUCUUGUCAGAGACACCAUCAAGUCACAGGGAUAGGCAAGAUAUCCCGCCUGUCAUCGAGCUCAUCAAGGCACUUGGGAAGGAGACAGAGCCCGGAGUUGCGUCGUCCAAGCAGAAGGUGGAGUUGUGGAAGCACAAUUCCAAUCUUGUUUUCAAGACAGGGGAAUAUGUUGACAUGGAUCUGCUAAAUGAGCAACGCUCGUUGAUCCACACUGGCAAGCUGCUGAGGCAACCUGAUAGUGGAUUGGAAUGGAGUGGAUGGACGGAAUUGUUCGUCAUGCUCUUUGACAAUUACCUCGUCAUGACCAAACCAAGAGAUCGAGAUGGUGUAAUCAAAUACCAUGUCUAUCGGAGACCCAUUCCUCUUGAUCUUUUGUCUCUGGUCAACUUCACGGAUGCCUCAGUGCACCGAAACACCAGCAUUCUCAGAUCUCUGCGCAACGGAUCGGACACAUCGAGCGUCUCAUCCCGGCAACCAGAGAACGGCGACUCGCGCUCCGUCUUCCCGUGCACCAUCCACCACAACGGACGGUUGGGCGGCCCGUACAUCCUCUACGCCGAGAGCUCCGCCGCGCGUACGGAGUGGCGGAAGAAGCUCGAGGAGGCGCUGGGCCUGCGCAAGGUCGUGCAGGAGUCGAACAAGGUGUUCGAGAUUGAGAGCCUGAGCGUGGACACGUUCUUGCUGCCCACGCUGAACACGGGCCCGAACUCGUCGGUGUGGCAUGACGGAACGCUGUUCACGGGCAAGGUCACUUGUUCGGUGCCGUUCAAUACCCCAGAUGGACGUGGGCUGGUCGCGAUUGGGUGCGCUGAGGGCGUGUGGAUUGGCUACCGGCAUGAUUCUCGAUCACUGCGACGAGUACUUCACUUGAAGAUGGUGACGCAAUGUGCCAUCCUGGAGGACUUUGGGCUGUUCAUCGUCCUGGCUGACAAGGUUCUUUAUGCGUACCAUCUCGAAGCGCUGGUACCGACAACACCCGGAAGCAUCCAUGCAUCCCAAACACCGCAGAGGAUCCACAGCAAAGACGUCCACUUCUUCAGCGUUGGUGUCCUUCAUCAACGUACUCUUGUCAUCUACAUGAAGAAACGAGGAAACAACGAUUGUGUGUUCAACGCUGUCGAGCCUGUGAUCGAUAAAAUCAACGAACGGCCCAAGGCGAGCGGCGGUGGCCUGCUCGGUCUGAAGAAGAACAAGACGGAGUGGUUCCGGCACUACAAAGACUUCUCGAUCCCGGACGCGCAUGAUCUUAUUUUCUUGAAGGCGAAGAUCGCGGUCUUGUGUGCGAAGGGCUUCAUGAUCAUGGAUCUCAUCGAUUACAAGAGUGUGACGAUCCCUCAGCGAGAUGAUCCUAAUUUCCCGUAUCUGGCCAAACGGUGCGACUCGUGUCGGCCUCUUGGGAUGUUCCGAUCCAGUGAUGAAGAGUUCCUCCUCUGCUAUGACGAAUUCGGGCUCUUCGUCGACAAGCACGGGAACCCCAACCGGCAAACCGGGACGAUCGAAUGGGAGGGCACCGCCGACCGGGUCGCAAUGCACGCACCGUACGUCCUCCUCUUCGACACGCGGUUCAUCGAGAUCCGGCACAUCGAGACGGGGCGGCUCGUCCAAAUAAUCCCGGGGAACGACGUCCGGUGCGUGUGGGAUGGGCGGAACCUCGAUGGCGGGGGGAUGGGCGGGGGCGCGGUCGUACCGGCGGAGGGCAACGAGGAGAAGAUGGUGCAGGAGCCCUGCGUGCAUGCGGUGAUGAACAUGGCGGAGCCUGCGGUGGGGAUGGGUGGAGGGGGAGGGGGUGGAGGGAGACAGAUGAGGGGGAUCAUGCAGCAUGUGUUUGAGCUGUUCCCGACGAUUCCGCUGUAUUUGCCUGGGUCGCUGGCGUCGCCGUCGACGGCGCCGUAUUUCCCGUUGUCGUUCAGCCCGCCGAGGUCGCCGCCGUUGAGGUCGCAUCAUAUAUAG
Cyclocybe aegerita is the source of this 4815-nucleotide messenger RNA. NCBI's taxonomy places the organism in Eukaryota, Fungi, Basidiomycota, Agaricomycetes, Agaricales, Hemipholiotaceae. The record is from the annotation of a GenBank genome assembly.